CAGUUCUUCUGUCGCGUCUGAGCUAUUGAGUUGUCAUAACUUCACAAUGGCUGCCACCGGUUUGACGUGUAGUAUUUCCUUAAGAUUUUUGUAUGUGCUAUUUAUUUCAAUUUUUUUAAUAAAAUCAUUAAGUGGUGAUAGCCUGGGACAGCACAGACGAUUUGAAUAUAAAUAUUCGUUUAAACCGCCGUAUUUAGCGCAAAAAGAUGGAACCGUUCCAUUUUGGGAGUACGGUGGCAAUUGUAUUGCCAGUUCGGAUAGUGUAAGAAUAGCGCCAUCGUUAAAAAGUCAAAAGGGUGCAAUAUGGACCAAAAAACAAACGGAUUUCGAUUGGUGGGAAAUUGAAAUAGCGUUUAGAAUAUCGGGACGUGGUCGAAUUGGUGCUGACGGUUUGGCAAUUUGGUACACAACGGAAAAGGGAGAUUACAAUGGCGAUGUGUUUGGUUCAUCUGAUAAGUGGACCGGUCUCGGUGUGUUCUUCGAUUCAUUCGAUAACGAUAACAAACACAAUAAUCCAUACAUUAUGGCUGUAUUGAAUGACGGCACCAAACAAUUUGAUCAUCAAAACGAUGGAACCACACAAUUGUUAUCGGGUUGUUUGCGUGAUUUCCGUAAUAAGCCAUUUCCAACGCGUGCCAAAAUCGAAUACUACAUGAAUACAUUAACCGUUAUGUUCCACAAUGGCAUGUCAAAUAAUCAAGAUGAAUAUGAACUUUGUUUACGUGCUGAACAUGUAACAUUGCCACAGCAUGGAUACUUUGGUAUUUCGGCGGCAACCGGCGGAUUGGCUGAUGAUCACGAUGCCUUCCACUUCUUAACCACUUCACUUCAUCAACCCGGUGAUAUGGGUGAAGUUCAUAAACUUCCCGAUGAAGCGGCCAAACUUACUCAGGAAUAUCAAGACUAUCAACGAAAAUUGGAAUUGCAAAAAGAAGAAUAUCGUAAAGAGCAUCCAGAUCAUAAGAAACCUGAUGAAUUUGAUGAUUGGUUUGAGACUGAUAAUCAACGUGAAUGGCGUCAAUUGUGGCAAUCACAAAGUCAUAUCACCAAUGAAAUUAAAGAUUUGGGACGUAAAAUGGAUGAAAUGAUUGGACGUCAAGAGCGAACAAUGGGAUUAUUAUCGAUUAAUGCACAACAACAGCAACAACAACCAGGACAAAUUCAAUAUCAACAGCAACAACAACAACAGCCACCACAACAAGGAUAUGCGGAUACAAUUCGACGGCACGAAGUUGAAGCGCUCAUUACAAAUCAAAAUCAAUUCAUUGCCACAUUACGUGAAAUGAAGAAUUCAUUGAACGAUUUACAAGCACGUUCCGAUAAUAUUCUUCAAAAUCAAGCACGUCAACCAAGCGGUAGUGUUCAACAAGCCGGCUACGAUGUUCAAUCAAUGAUUGGCGAAAUGAGAGACGGUUUGAAUCAAAUCAAACAAGGCAUCACCAAUGUUCAUGCAAAGGUUUCAUCACCACAAGCUCAAACGUCAUGUCCAAAUGUGACCUGCUUAAGUUUAACAUCAUUCUUAGUAGCAACGGCCAUUCAACUGGGCAUUAUGUUGGCUUAUUCACUGUACAAAGAAAAUCGCAACGCACAAGCUAAGAAAUUUUAUUAAAUUUAGAUUCAAAAUCAUCUGAUCAAUAGGAAAAAAACUUUAUACAUUUUUUUUUCAAAAAAAAAAAGAGAAUAAUACAAAAGGGCAAAGAAAAGUGAGCAUUAUUGAUGACCGACGCAUUUAAAUUGAAAUGCAUUUAGAGAAAGAGAAUUUUUUGUAACAUCGUCAAUUGCCUUUCAUUCAUUCAUUUUGAGUAAUACAUACUGAAAAAUUACGAUUUAUUUUUGAUUCAAUGUGACAUUCACACCAACGAAAAUGUGGUUCAACAUUAUUUUUUUAUAACAAAAUUGUGCGAACUAUCAUUUUAUUUGGAGGGGAAAAAUAUUAAAGAUUGAGCAAAGAAAAAAAUAUAUUCAGUAAAACAUUCCUUUCCAUUAAAAAAAAAAGCAAACGCAAGCAAAUAAUUUUGAACCAUUUAAUAAUUGAGUAAUUUUAAGUUAGAAAUUGUGUUGUGUCGUUCACUUUUGUUAUUAAUAUUAUUUUGUGUUGUUUCUUCCCACUAUUAUAAAAAUCGACCAUUGAAUGAACUGAAAAAAACAUGAAAGAAUGAAAGAAAUGAAAAGAAAAAAAAAACCGAAAAAAAUAAAUAAAAGUCUUUUUAAUUGGGAAUCAUUUGUAAUACUGAUUUAAGAGUCUCUUUUCUAUAAUAUGCGUAUUGAUUAAGAAUGACACCGAUUUUUUUUAUUUGGACCCUAUUCAAAUAUAAAACCUCAUAGUAAAUAGUUACUUGUAUUUAAUAAUGAGAGUGCAAGAAAUAAAAAAAAAGCAAAACAGACUA
Molecule: messenger RNA, 2387 nt
Organism: Contarinia nasturtii (swede midge)
Lineage: Eukaryota; Metazoa; Arthropoda; Insecta; Diptera; Cecidomyiidae
Gene: ergic53
Product: protein ERGIC-53
Exons: 6
Coding region: 47-1609 (520 amino acids)
Biological process (GO): endoplasmic reticulum organization; endoplasmic reticulum to Golgi vesicle-mediated transport; Golgi organization
Cellular component (GO): COPII-coated ER to Golgi transport vesicle; endoplasmic reticulum-Golgi intermediate compartment; Golgi membrane
Molecular function (GO): D-mannose binding
Source: RefSeq, a predicted model, not a curated record